Dioscorea cayenensis subsp. rotundata (Guinea yam) is the source of this 3609-nucleotide messenger RNA. RefSeq names its product adenine/guanine permease AZG1-like. Lineage: Eukaryota; Viridiplantae; Streptophyta; Magnoliopsida; Dioscoreales; Dioscoreaceae. Gene Ontology annotation, biological process: transmembrane transport; DNA repair. The transcript has 6 exons. Gene Ontology annotation, cellular component: plasma membrane; Slx1-Slx4 complex. Gene Ontology annotation, molecular function: 5'-flap endonuclease activity; purine nucleobase transmembrane transporter activity. The record is from RefSeq and is a predicted model, not a curated record. Bases 175 to 3165 code for a protein of 996 amino acids.
AUCUAUUAAUAUUAAAUUAAAUAAUAUAAAUAAAUAAAUAAACAAAUUAAAUUAAAUUAAAUUAAACCUUCACUACAAAUACCUCCAACCUUUGACUCCCUCUCUCCAUAACUCUCUCUUCUUCUUCUUCUUCAUGAUAACAAGAAGAAGAAGAAGCACCACCAAGGUCCUCCAAUGGCGUCAUCUUCAAUCACUCGUCUAAACACUUACAUCUCCACCACCUUCAUAGGCCGCCGUUUCAAACUCACAGAACGGAACACAACCUUCACCACCGAACUCCGCGCUGGCACCGCCACCUUUCUAACCAUGGCCUACAUCCUCGCCGUAAACGCUUCCAUCCUCUCCGAUUCCGGCGCCACCUGCUCCAUCUCCGACUGCACCUCUCCUUCCCCUUCCUGCAAAUUCCCUCCAAUCGACCCAGGCUACUCCUCCUGCCUUUCCCGCGUCCGCCGCGACCUCAUCGUCGCCACCGCCGCCUCCUCCACCAUCGGCUCCUUCAUCAUGGGCUUCUUCUCCAACCUCCCUCUCGCUCUCGCUCCCGGCAUGGGCACCAACGCUUACUUCGCCUACACCGUCGUCGGUUACCACGGCUCCGGCAAUCUCCCUUACAAAACCGCUCUCGCCGCCGUCUUCAUCGAAGGUCUCUUCUUUCUCACCAUCUCCGCUCUCGGUCUCCGAGCAAAGCUCGCCAAACUCGUCCCUAAACCCGUCCGCAUCUCCUCCUCCGCCGGCAUCGGUCUUUUCCUCGCCUUCAUCGGUCUUCAAAACAACCAAGGUGUCGGUCUCGUCGGCUACUCCUCUUCCACUCUCGUCACUCUCGCUGCCUGCCCUCGCUCCGACCGUGUCUCUCUCGCCCCCGUCCUCACCUUCCCCAAUGGCACCACCUCUCUCCUCCCCGGCGCCACCGUCUCCAGCCCCAUCCUUUGCCUUCACCACAAGAUGCUCAGCCCUACCUUCUGGCUCGCCGCCGUCGGCUUCCUCAUCAUCGCCUACUGUCUUAUUAAAAACAUCAAGGGCGCCAUGAUUUACGGCAUCGUCUUCGUCACCACCGUCUCUUGGUUCCGCCACACCUCCGUCACCGCCUUCCCUGACUCCCCCUCCGGCGACGACUCUUUCAACUACUUCAAAAAAGUAGUCGACGUUCACAAGAUCCAGUCCACCGCCGGCGCUCUCAGCUUCUCCGGCAUCUCCCGUGGUUACUUCUGGGAAGCUCUUUUCACCUUUCUCUACGUUGACAUCCUUGACACCACCGGAACACUCUACUCCAUGGCUCGCUUCGCCGGCUUCGUCGACGACAACGGUGACUUCGAAGGCCAGUACUUCGCGUUCAUGUCCGACGCCACAGCCAUCGUCGCCGGCUCACUUCUUGGCACUUCACCGGUGACGGCGUUUAUUGAGUCAUCCACUGGGAUCAGAGAAGGUGGCCGGACUGGGUUGACGGCGAUCAUUGUUGCUGGUUACUUCAUGUUGUCUUUCUUCUUCACGCCGUUGCUGGCGUCGAUUCCGGCGUGGGCUGUGGGGCCGCCGUUGGUGCUCGUCGGAGUUUUGAUGAUGAAGUCGGUGGUGGAGAUUGAUUGGGAGGACAUGAGAGAAGCUAUACCGGCGUUCAUGACGUUGAUAUUAAUGCCGUUAACGUAUUCCAUUGCUUAUGGGCUCAUCGGAGGGAUUGGGACGUACAUGGUGUUGCACGCCGGAGAUUGGUCGGCGGUGGGGUGGCGGCGGUUUGUUGGACCAUCUUUGAGGAUGAGAGUGAAGGAUCAAACAGCUACUGUUACUUUGACUUGCAGAAGUAACGGUGGUGAUGCUAGUAGUACUGCUAGUACUAGCAUGAGAGUUGAUGAUGGAGAUGCAAAUGAGAAAAUUCAUGCACUCGUUUAUGGUUGCACAUGGGACGGCCAUAAUCCCAUCAAUGCCACAUUGAAGUCUGUUACCAUCCCAUUAGCUGUUGUUAUACCUUUCACUAAAAAGGCAAAUUCGUCACUGAGAUCUACGAUUUCAAAAGGGGGUCUUCCCAACGGUCACAUUGAAACCCUUGUUCACAGAGCAAUGGCGAGAAGAAGAGAAGGGCAACAACGGAGUUCCGGAGCCUCAUCCAUGGCUUCCCAAGAGAAGGACACCGACGAGGACAACGCUAAGGGCUUCUUCGCUUGCUAUCUCCUCACUUCCUUGAGCCCUCGCCGCAAGGGCCACACCUACAUUGGGUUCACGAUCAAUCCCCGGCGCCGCAUCCGGCAACACAAUGGUGAGAUUAGGUGUGGUGCAUGGAGAACAAAGAGAGGGCGCCCUUGGGAAAUGAUACUCUGCAUCUACGGCUUCCCUUCAAAUGUCACUGCACUUCAGUUUGAAUGGGCUUGGCAGCAUCCAGUGGAGUCUUUAGCAGUCAGGAAGGCAGCUUCAAGCUUCAAAUCACUCUCAGGCAUUGCCAAUAAGAUCAAAUUAGCAUACACUAUGUUAACUCUUCCAGCUUGGGAGAACUUAAACCUCACUGUAAAUUUUUUCUCAACAAAGUACAUGAAGCAUACUGCUGGUUGCCCAAGGUUGCCGAAGCAAAUGAGGGUUAAUGUGUGUCCCAUGGAUGAACUUCCUUGUUAUUUAGAAGGUCAGAUUUCAGAUCACAGCAAUGAAGGUGAAGAUGAAGAAGAGGAUGAGAAUGAAUCUAUUCAGUAUGACAAUGGCACAAUGGAAAGUGCUAGUGUUGAAAGAAAUGUUUUUUCUGAUGAUCCAAUGGAUGAUAUCAGACCAAGAUUAGUGCCAAAAUGCUCAAUUUCCUCAAUUGAAUAUGCAGAUGAAUCUAUUGAAGGUGGAAGUUCAGUGAUUGAUGCAUUGGAAUAUGUUGAUGAUUUGAGAAGGGAGUCAUUAGAGGAUUUCAGACUGCAAUUGGGAGCUGAAUCUCCUCCUAUGUCCAUUGACAAGAAUAACAAGUUACAAUGGGAUACUUCUCUUAAAUCAUGCAAUCAAGAAUCACAAGUUCUUGAAGGAAAAUGUUUCGACAGUUUGAGACCGCCUUCUACUCCGAAGACCGGCAAUAAUCGAGUUUCUUCUGAAGAUAUUCUUUUUUCACCGGAAGACAAGAUAAUAAACUUGGUAACACCUUGUAAUAAGCCAGCUUCAGUCUAUCCAGACAUCAUAGACUUAACUGCCUCUCCUAUUAUUAUACAACUUUGAUAUCAGCUCUGGCAUAUGUUGUAUUCUUUAAUCUUCAUUUCCUAAAUUUGUCUAUUAUUUCCAUCACUUUAUUUGUACUUUGGUGAUGAUCUUAUGAACCAGAUUUAUGUGAUUCAUAACUCAUCAAGAUCAUUGAUGUGAUGUUUUUAGGAUAAAGAACCAUGAUUUGUCAAAACAUGUCAUCCACAAAGAGACUAUUACAUUCCAACAGCUUCUAUUCUAUCAAGAUUGAUUUAGAGUGAUUCCUUUUGCACCUCACCCUUUUCCUUCAGACAAUUCCUUUUUAAUUUUUUUAAUUGAUACAUGUUUUUUUGCUACUAAAUUAAUUGGCUUAUUUCUAAAGAUAAACGGCAUUCAUUAGUGCAAACAACUGUAGUUAGAUUCUAAAUCUGUUUUAUUAGUAUAUUAAUAUUUUAUGAAAAGAAACACUUUACCUACCUGCAC